AGACAGCAACGGAAUAGCUCGGUUUAGUGUAGUUUAGCUUAGGUUCGGUUUUGCUUGGACGGAACAACCAACAACCGACGACCACUCCACGCAGCUCCCAGCCGUGGACGACGACGCGCUCCAAGUCCAGUUCCCCACCUCCAUCCACACUAGCCUUCGCUUCGUUUAGCUUAGCUUUGCUAGAUCUCGCCGGCCGCCUUGAAUUCUUUUCUCGGGCCCCUCUCUAGCUAUAGGUCGGCAGAUCUGCGCCUCCCGGAAAUCUCCUUUGCUUCCACCCAAAGACUCGAUUCUUUUCUUGCCGGCUUGAUACAAGAACUCCCCUUUGCUGAGAUUGCUCCCGGAUCGUACGGUUGGGGGCCCAGGAUGAUGGGUCCGGGGUGGUGUGCCGUGGUGGUGCUGCUGGCCAUGACGGAGGCGGCGGCGGGGAGGUUCGUGGUGGAGAAGAAUAGCGUGCGGGUGACCUCGCCGGAGGGGCUAAAGGGAAAGUAUGAGUGCGCCAUCGGCAACUUCGGGGUGCCGCAGUACGGGGGCACCUUGCACGGCUGGGUCGUCUACCCCAAGGUCAACAGGCAGGGUUGCAAGGAAUUCGACGUCUCCUUCAAGGACAAGGAGCACAGGUCCGGAGCACGCCCCAACUUCGUCCUCAUCGACCGCGGAGAAUGCUUUUUCACAACAAAGGCGUGGAAUGCACAAAUUGCUGGAGCUGCAGCCGUUCUGGUUGUGGAUAGCAAGGAUGAGCCUUUAAUCACAAUGGACAACCCAGACGAUACUGGCACAAAGCACUUAGAAAACAUCACUAUUCCCUCGGUGCUUAUAACAAAGAAACUGGGUGAGGACCUUAAGAAAUCUGCUGAAAAAGGUGAAAUGGUUAGUGUCCUUCUGGACUGGAGGGAAUCCCUUCCCCAUCCCGAUGAGCGUGUAGAGUAUGAAUUCUGGACAAACAGUAACGAUGAGUGUGGUCCUAAAUGUGAUAUGCAAAUGGACUUUGUGAAGAGCUUUAGAGGAACUGCACAAGUCCUUGAGCAGAAGGGUUACACCCAGUUCACUCCUCAUUAUAUUACAUGGUAUUGUCCAGAAGCUUUUGUCGUGAGCAAGCAAUGCAAAUCCCAGUGCAUCAAUCAUGGGAGAUAUUGUGCACCGGAUCCAGAGCAGGAUUUCAACAAAGGAUAUGAUGGAAAAGAUGUUGUGUUUCAAAAUCUACAUCAAGUUUGUGUUUUUAAGGUUGCUAAUGACACUGGCAAGCCAUGGUUGUGGUGGGAUUACGUACAUGACUUUGCCAUUAGAUGCCCUAUGAAGGAGAAGAAAUACACACAUGAAUGUGCAAGUCAUGUUAUUAAGUCACUUGGGUUAGACAUUGAGAAGAUAGACAAGUGUGUUGGAGAUCCUGAAGCAGAUGAGGAAAACCCAAUUCUAAAGGCAGAACAAGAUGCCCAAAUUGGUCAUGGUAAACGAGGCGAUGUCACUAUACUGCCAACCCUUGUCGUCAACAACAGGCAAUACCGAGGUAAGUUGGACAAAGGUGCGGUGCUAAAAGCAAUCUGUUCAGGAUUUGAGGAGACAACUGAACCCACUAUUUGUUUGAGUGAAGAUGUUCAAACAAAUGAGUGCUUGGAGAACAAUGGCGGUUGCUGGCUUGACAACGAUAAUAACGUCACUGCUUGCAGGGAUACCUUCCGUGGGCGUGUUUGUGAGUGCCCUAUUGUCAAAGGUGUCAAAUUUGUUGGUGAUGGGUACACCAAUUGUGAAGCUUCCGGUAUUGGGAGGUGUGAGAUCAACAAUGGAGGAUGCUGGAAGGAAACUAAAAAUGGGAAGACAAUAUCUGCCUGCUCGCAUGAAGAAUCUAAUGGUUGCAAAUGUCCAGAAGGUUUCAAGGGUGAUGGCAUAAAAAGUUGUGAAGAUAUUGACGAAUGCAAAAUGAAAACUGCCUGCCAGUGCACUGGCUGCAGCUGCGAAAAUACAUGGGGAAGCUAUGAAUGCAGUUGUGCUGGUGGUGACAGUAUGUUAUAUAUGAGAGAGCAAGACACUUGUAUCAGCAAACAGGCUGUCUCCUCUGUCGGCUGGAGCUUCAUGUGGGUUAUUUUCUUCGGGCUUGUUUUUGCUGGGGUCGGAGCAUAUGCAGUGUACAAAUACAGGCUGCGGAGUUACAUGGACUCGGAGAUCCGUGCCAUCAUGGCUCAGUACAUGCCUUUGGACAGCCAAGAAGGAGCAAACCAACAACAGCAUGUCGCUCAUGCUGGUGAUAUCUGAAAUGACACUGCUUUUGUGGAGGAACAAAGGAACACGCAGCAUAUCAUCGGUGGUGUCGACUUUACAGAGGUCAAGAUAAACGGAAAGAUACGGUUUGUGUGAGCAAAGAUUUGAUGUAAUGAUUCUAGGAGUUAAAACUGGUGUGCACACUCAUUUUGCAAACAGCAUAGGCGAUAUCAUCACAAUGUUACCCCUUUGUAGGCUCCGGUCAUUCGCUCGGACUCACUGUUCUUAUCGCAUAACACGUGUCAACAUCCUGUAAAUACUUGUUGUUCAGACUAGAGAACUUCCUAUGCCCUUAUAUCUGAAUAAAUCCGGAGUCUACAAGAGGUAUACCACAAACUUUUGCCAUUU
This is a messenger RNA of Brachypodium distachyon (stiff brome), 2601 nucleotides long. Its product is annotated as vacuolar-sorting receptor 1. Gene Ontology annotation, molecular function: calcium ion binding. The coding region runs from base 364 to 2247 and encodes 627 amino acids. The transcript is spliced from 12 exons. The record is from RefSeq and is a predicted model, not a curated record. Lineage: Eukaryota; Viridiplantae; Streptophyta; Magnoliopsida; Poales; Poaceae.